Chlorella variabilis is the source of this 243-nucleotide messenger RNA. RefSeq lists its product as hypothetical. The annotation marks the transcript as partial. Gene Ontology annotation, biological process: transcription elongation by RNA polymerase II. The record is from RefSeq and is a predicted model, not a curated record. NCBI's taxonomy places the organism in Eukaryota, Viridiplantae, Chlorophyta, Trebouxiophyceae, Chlorellales, Chlorellaceae. Gene Ontology annotation, molecular function: RNA polymerase II complex binding. Gene Ontology annotation, cellular component: transcription elongation factor complex. The transcript is spliced from 2 exons.
AUGGGCAAACGCAAGUCCAGCGCCAAGCCGCCGCCUAAGAAGGCGCGUCCCAAGCUGGAGACCACCUUUGCCUGCCCCUUUUGCAACGCCGACAAGAGCGUGGGCUGCGACCUGGACCGCGAGACCAACAUCGGGGCGGUCAAGUGCAGCCAGUGCAAGGCCAGCUGGUCGUGCAAGAUCCACCAGCUGUCCGAGGCGAUAGACGUGUACAGCGACUGGAUCGACGCAUGUGAAGCAGAGAAU